ACUACUGUUGUUUUCGACUUUUCUUUUCCGUAAAAUUCCCACUCUGAAAUGCUAUCCAAUGAAGUGCAAUCGAAAGCAUAAAUUUAUGCGAGUUUCUUUCAUCUUUUUCAUCGUUUUGCUAUUUGUGUGCGGCUCUCUGGCAGACGACAAUAACGCGGAGGAAACCGUGAUUGAAGAUUUUUUUAUAUGCCGCACCUGUGGUAAUGAUGUCAGCGUAGCAAACCUAGCGUUCGACAAAUAUAGCCCUUUGGCAAUUAGCGCUACGAACCACACAUUUGCAGACACCCGGUCCGUUCUAGUACAGGAAGUACAAAACCCGCUCGGGAUUCGGUUUCACAUCUUUCUAGUAAAGCAAGCAUCCUGCGUAAAGAUCCAUCCGUGGACACACAAGUCAACCUGGUUCCCCGGCUACUCCUGGAAGGUUUGUGUGUGUCCCAAGUGCCAUACACUGCUCGGGUGGAUGUUCGAACCUAUUGAGAGUGCAACUGCUGAGCAAAGUUUUCCUUCCGAGGCAGGAUUCUACGCUCUCAUCUUUCAAAACAUUAUUACCGAAGGAUACGUGAAUUCAUUGCUUAUGAAAGAGAAAGCUCUUCGUGAUAAUUGAGACACCCACAUUAGAAACACACUGCGACAAGGAUAAAUCAUGGUUGAUCCAAAAAGGCACAUCAACGUCCUUUCCCCGGAGGAACAAGCGUUUCUAGAGGAAUGUGAAAAUGAGUUUGCGCAUCGGUUCACAGAUUUGGAUGAAGA
This is a messenger RNA of Anopheles moucheti, 750 nucleotides long. RefSeq lists its product as uncharacterized. The transcript is spliced from 4 exons. Bases 59 to 604 code for a protein of 181 amino acids. NCBI's taxonomy places the organism in Eukaryota, Metazoa, Arthropoda, Insecta, Diptera, Culicidae. The record is from RefSeq and is a predicted model, not a curated record.